AUGCGAUGGUUUUGUGUGAUAGCAGUGGUUCAUUUGGCCAAUGCUUCAACGUCGGUGGAUCCACAAGUGACCACGCCAUCGACAUGCACAUGGCCGUCAUGCAUGCCACACUGCAUCCCAUGCAAGGCACGCGAGGUUGGAACUUGCUAUUUUGCUGGAAUUUUCGGUGACUUGGGCAAUUGUGACCCGCAAAAAGGACCCACGGACUGCAUGUUGGGCAAGUGCUUGUGCAAAGAUGGUUAUUGUGCUCAUGGCGAUAUGUGCAAGCCGCAGGUUUGUUUCGCAGGCGCCGAACCGCCGCGAUUCAGACCGGGUCGAUGGCUUGCGUUCUUCAGUGGGAUGAGCGACCUGGAACGGUUUCCGGAAUAUGAUGAGUUGCAGAGGGACUACAUCCACCUCAUCAAGAGGAUUGCUCCCGUGCCCGUGCUUUUCCUACUGUUGGGCAUCGUUGUGUCCAUCACGACGUGUGCUUGUUUAUUUUGUGGAGGUAGUGGCUACCACUACAGCAUGGACUUCGCAGACAUGAAUCAUGAUGACGUCAAAGGGUUUGUCUCAGGCAAAACUGGUCACACCGUAGUCGGAGAUGAGGAGUUUGCCAAACGUGCAUGGAAGCAAAGACCAUCGUGUUUGCCCAUGUUUUGCGUUGCGCUGCUGAUUAUACUGUUGUGCCUAUUUGGUGGGAUCACCCGGAUCGUCAACAGUGCUUGGACGGAAUACAUAAUCCUCUCAUCUCUGGACAGAGCGCAGGACAACGCAAUCGAGAUCGCCAAUGCAAGUAUGACAAUCAAUGACACAGUCACACACUUGCACGAUAGCUUAUUGGAGAUUCCGAUGACUUGCAAGACGGACAGCAAGGCCGCCAAACAAGUCCUCUAUACUUUCGUGCACAAAGCGCUUGGUGCUAUUGAACAAUAUGUCGAGCAAGUGUACUUCAUAGUCGGGACAAUUCAACCCAUUCCUGAGCAAAUCGGGAAGUUCCAGGACUUAACGCACCGCCUGAAACCCUGGUUUACAAAACUCCCACUCGCUCCGCUCUGGCUUGUGGCGCUGAUUUGCCUUGGUAUCGUCAUCGAAGCGACGUGUACCACUUGUUGCAGAAGUAGCUCCAUGGCCAAGUGCGUGGAUUUGGGUCUGAAGUUAUCGGCCCUGUUGUUUGGGCUCAUCGUGAUGGUCGUGGCAGUGUUGGUUUUCGUGGAGACAAGCAUUCUCAUAGUACUUAGCAAAUUCUGCGAGGAUGUGGACCACAAUGUCUUGGCUUAUGUCAAUGCUACAACGACCAACAUCUCUUACAUCAUUCCAGAAAUUGCCAACUACUACAUCCGUGGUGGCUCUGCGAACCCCAUCGAUGAGUAUGACACCCUGGCGAUGAAGUACAUUAACCAGAUUCAGGACUACUACAAUCAGGCAUCCAUCGGUGUUGCGGCCUUGGGCAUGGCUUGCCCGGCUUUCUUCGCCUUGGACGUGAAUCAAAUUGCAAAAGAUGCUCGACACAUCUUGGAGAGGGCCAGGGGGCUGCUGAAGGGUGAGAACAUCUACCCCUACUACAGGAAGGUCAUUCGCACGGGAAUUUGUGGCGUUGUCAUCAGUGGUGUGGGGUGGAUGUGGCUCCUGCAAGUACUUGUCGGACUGUUACUGUUUCCAUUGUGUGCCAUAUUUACCCACAAAUUUCUCGUGGAUUGGGCAGCCUGGCAGAAGGUCAAAGAGGCCCGACGUGCCAAGAAAAUGAGCGGUCAAUAUGUUCAGUCGGAUGACAGCAGUGACUCCGAUGGUGCCAGCAUAGUGAGUGAGACGACAUCCGUGUCAGAAAGGAGCCCCAUGAUGGGAAAAGAGUUCUUACCAGCAGGGCCCUAA
Messenger RNA from Symbiodinium natans, 1851 nucleotides. Lineage: Eukaryota; Dinophyceae; Suessiales; Symbiodiniaceae. The record is from the annotation of a GenBank genome assembly.